Messenger RNA from Aureobasidium uvarum, 3117 nucleotides. NCBI's taxonomy places the organism in Eukaryota, Fungi, Ascomycota, Dothideomycetes, Dothideales, Saccotheciaceae. The record is from the annotation of a GenBank genome assembly.
AUGCCGACAUUCGGCUGGCAAAGCAAUGAGAGUCCACAUGCUCAGUUCAUCCGCAGUGUGGACUGGAGCGCCACGGCCAUAGGCGCACCGGAAACAUGGCCACACCAACUUCAUCAGAUGAUAGAUCUCAUCAUGCUGGAUCCGACACCGAGCGCCAUCAUGUGGGGCGACAGCCUCACCAUGAUUUACAACGAUGGAUUCGUGGAAUUUGCUGGAGAAAAACAUCCGAAACUCAUGGGAGGAACUCCACUCGUGUCAUAUGCAGAAGUCUGGGAAGCCCAGUUUGCUCCGAUUGUACGGCUCGGUAGAGAGCAAGGCCAGGCGACCCGCCACAAGGAUGUGCCAUUGUUCUUGAGACGUCACGGAUAUACCGAAGAAUUAUUUGUGGACUAUACGUUCAUACCUCUUACUGGAAACAACAAGGAAGUUGUAGGAUUCUAUCAUACUGCCGUGGAAACCACAGAUCAGAAUCUAGCUAGGCGAAGGACCCAAACAUUAAUCGACAUAGGCAAUCAUGCAGGCGGUGCCCGAGACAUGAGGCAAUACUGGGAUGCGGUGCUCAAAGGGUUCGAAACCAAUAUCUGGGAUAUACCAUAUGCGAUCGCCUAUGAGUUCCACAACGACAGCGACGGAGAAAAGUCUUCUACAAAUGGUUCCAACCAUCGUUCUGGUUCUCGGUCAAGGUCGAAUAGGUCUGGCUCGUUCUCAGAAUCUGUAUCGUCAUCAGGCCGGAUUACUAUCCCUAGAGCUUGCAGUUUGGCUGGUGUGAUUGGAAGAUCUAUGACACAGGUCCCACUAGGCUUGGAUGUUGCGCUAGAGGAACCUGGCUUUCAUCAAGUCGUCAAGAAGGCUAUUAGUUCCGGAGAGCCCAUACGCCUCGAGAUCGCCCACGAAAAGACACCGGACUGGCUCAGAUCAGAUGUGCCAGGGAGAGCUUUCGACGAACUCAUCACACAUGCAGUGGUGAUGCCAAUUCGACCAACUACUCGGAACGAUAGUGAGGGGCUGAACGCAAUAGGAUUUGUUGUAAUGGGACUCAAUCCGCGGCGAACGUUCGAUACCGACUAUCAACGCUAUACACGACUCUGGAGCCAGCAGUUGGCCACCUCGGCGGCGUCAGUGGUUCUUCUCGAACAAGAGAACAGACGACAGAUGCAACUCAAAGCUCAGCUUUCCAUCAACGAACUUCGUUUCAGUCGAUUUGCCGAAAUGUCUAAUGUUGCCAUGUGGAUUGUAGAUCCUUCCGGAAGCCUUGUUUAUGGCAACAAAACCUGGCAUGACCAGAUGGAUGUCGCCGACAGUGCUUCGAAAUAUGAUGAUGAGGGCAACCCUAUGUGGUGGGAAAGGGUAAUGGAGGACACGAAGCCCGCUCUAGUGCACGCGUGGAAACUCCUGACCGAAGAGCAAAUCGCGACAAAUAUUGAAAUCCGGCUGAAGCCUACCAGGACAACAAAGCAAAGCCGAUGGGUUCUCUCAUCCGCAUUCCCAGAGCUAGCCGAAGACGGUUCUCUCAAAGCGAUAUGGGGAUGUAACACUGACAUCUCGCACCAAAAACUAGCCGAGGACCUCAAAGAGCAAAGGCUUCUAGACGUCCUCGAAGCGAAGCGACAGAGCGAAUCCUUUAUCGAUACCGUAUCUCACGAGAUGCGAAACCCACUAUCGGCCAUUCUGCAGUGCGCAGAUGGAGUCAACACUGCUGUACUGGAAGCUCGGGAAUCUUCUGGUAACAAAUCCGAUACUCAGCUUGACCGCGAAGGACUGGAUUACAUCGUAGAGUCCACUCAGACUAUUAUUUUGUGUGCGCAGCAUCAAAAACGGAUCAUCAAUCUAGAUGCUCGGCUCCUGGAAGUCACGCCAACAGAAGUCAAUCCCGUUGAAACCGUCAAGCACGCGCUCAGGCUCUACCAGCAAGAAUGUCAAAACGCUGGUGUGGAUAGUGCAAUACAAGUAGAUCAAUCAUACAAUUCCUUGGCUGUCGAUCGUGUCUAUGUGGAUCCAUCGAGAUUGCUUCAAGUCCUGAUCAAUCUGUUAGGUAAGACUGGCCUGAUGUUAUCCUCGAAGCUGUUCACUAAACGAAUCCAGNGCAAUGCAAUCAAGUUCACUCAACAUCAAGACCAGAGAAAGGUCACAGUCACUAUUAGCGCAUCUCGCGAGAGCCCGGCAAUGAGAAGCGAUGGCGAACAAUACUUCUUCCCCAGAGCUUCAAAACAAGAACCAGUUUUUGGUCCCGACUGGGGUACUGGCGAAGAACUCUUCCUACACUUUUCGGUCAACGACACGGGAGUCGGUCUAACAAAUGAUGAAAUGAAGAAUCUGUUCCUUCGCUUCUCGCAGGCGUCACCAAAAACUCACGUUACUUAUGGUGGAAGUGGCUUAGGUUUGUUCAUCUGCAAAGAACUAGCCGAACUUCAAGGUGGCCGCAUUGGGGUGUCUUCCACACCAGGCAAAGGAAGCGAUUUCAAGUUCUAUGUCAAGGCCCGCCGAGCCGCAACCUCUAGCAGGCGAGAGACUCCUGACUUCGAAGAGACGGCUGCAAAGAAACCGAGACAGAGCAAGCCUUCACACAACGGCCAGAAGGCCGCUGACGAGACGACUGACUUACGCGUCACACACCCUAACUACGUUGCACCUUUGAACAGAUCUCACUCAGCAUCUCAAAACCCUAUUGUCGGUUCACCAAGCGAUGCGAAUACGUUGCACGUUCUGGUUGUAGAGGACAACUUGAUCAACCAANAAAUGAUACAGGUGAUGGCGCAACAGCUCAAGAAGGCCAAAUGUGAGGUCCAUGUCGCCAAUCACGGUGCAGAUGCUCUAUUCUUCCUGGAAAAGACCAGUUUUGCAAAAGAUUGUGGACCAUAUGCAACACCGCUGUCAAUAAUUCUUAUGGAUCUCGAAAUGCCAGUCAUGGACGGGUUGACUUGCAUACGAAGGAUUAGAGAGUGGCAAAAGCAAGGAAAACUCACAAGACCGGUGCCAGUGAUUGCAGUAGCAAAUGCUCGCCAUGAGCAAAUUACCAUGGCACAAGAAGCAGGAAUGGACGACGUUGUUACGAAGCCUUUUAAGAUCUCCGAACUGAUACCCAAGAUGCAUACACUGAUAGAGAAGAUCUCGACCUGA